CUCAGACACGGACGCUGCCUCCCGCUUUCAUCUAACGGAGUCUGAACCAGACGAUUCGGAAGAGAUGGUGCAGACGUACGGCGCGAGUGGCUCACAGCACGACCCCCGCGGCGAGGGCGCGGGGACGGGCGAGUCGGAUGCGCUGCUCGGUGGCGCGCCACAGGCGCCUGCCAAGCGGCAAGGGCAUGCGACGCUCGUCAGCUGUGUGAGCAACCUCUCGAACACGAUCAUCGGUAGUGGCAUGCUCACCUUCCCCUUGGCCAUGGCCUCUGCUGGAAUUAUACCAGGCAUUAUCACCUGUAUCUUCUCUGGCUCAGUCGCCGCCUUCGGCCUCUACCUCCUCUCCCUCUGCGCCACCAAGACACCUCACCGGCGCUCCUCCUUCUUCGCCGUCGCGCAGAUGACCUUCCCCCGCGCAGCCGUCUUCUUCGACGCUGCCAUCGCUAUCAAGUGCUUCGGUGUCUCCGUCAGCUACCUCAUCAUUGUUAAGGGCCUCAUGCCCAAGGUCGUCGCGUCUCUGUACCAUGACAUCUCGGAUACGGAGCCGCCGCUGUGGGCAUUGUCUGGCAGGAAUUGGAUUACGCUGUUCAUGAUUGUCCUAGUGCCCCUGGCCUUCCUGCGCCAUCUGGAUAGCUUGCGGCAUACGAGCUAUAUCGCGCUGUUCUCAGUUGCUUACCUCGUGGUCAUCGUCAUCACUGUAUACUUCAAGCCGCUCGAGGAUAUGCCACCCAAGGGCGACGUCUCGCUAAUACACUUCACGCCGAGCUUCGUCUCCACCUUCCCUGUGCAGGUCUUCGCCUUUACUUGCGCGCAGAACCUCUUCCCCCUCUACAACGAGCUCACCACGAACAGCCAGCCGCGCAUGAACAUCGUCGUCGGCUCCUCCAUCGGCGCCGCCGUCCUCACCUACGAGAUCAUCGCCAUUUUCGGCUACCUCACCUUCGGCUCCAACGUCGGCGCGAACAUCAUCGCGAUGUACCCCUCCACCUCCCUUUUCGUCGCUGUCGGGCAGCUCGCGAUCGUCAUCAUGGUGCUCUUCUCGUACCCGCUGCAGGUGCACCCGUGCAGGAACUGCUUGGAUAAGGUGUUCCACGCGGGCGAGCAUGCGCCGGUGAAGGCGGUCGGAGAGGAGGGCGAGGGAGAUGAGGAGGACCCGGACCACGCGGGGGGCGAGAUGACGCCGCUUAAGCAUGCGGUGCUGACGACGGCGAUUAUUGCGAGCGGGUUUGUGAUUGCGUAUGCGGUGGAUGAUUUGCAGAUGGUGUUGUCUUUUGUGGGCUCGACGGGGUCGACGACGAUUUCUUUCAUCUUGCCGGGGUUGUUCUACUGGAAGAUCUCGCGCAACGACGAGGACGCGAACCCGACACUGCGCUUGGGCUCGUUGCUUCUCGCCAUCUACGGCGCAUUCAUCUUUGUCUUCUGCUUGAGCUUUAAUAUAUACAACGUCGUGCGGCAACCCGCGUGAAUGUGAAUGCAUUGCCGAGCUAUCUCAUAGAUAUACAGCGCUUGCAUGCACGUCUACCUUGUACGAUAAUAGUCUAAGUUAUGUGCUACGCCACAAUGGACGCGUACUGUCGUUGCAUCUCC
Schizophyllum commune H4-8 is the source of this 1587-nucleotide messenger RNA. RefSeq lists its product as uncharacterized. Gene Ontology annotation, molecular function: L-histidine transmembrane transporter activity; L-lysine transmembrane transporter activity; L-serine transmembrane transporter activity. The record is from RefSeq and is a predicted model, not a curated record. The coding region runs from base 65 to 1465 and encodes 466 amino acids. The transcript is spliced from 8 exons. Gene Ontology annotation, biological process: amino acid transmembrane transport. NCBI's taxonomy places the organism in Eukaryota, Fungi, Basidiomycota, Agaricomycetes, Agaricales, Schizophyllaceae. Gene Ontology annotation, cellular component: fungal-type vacuole membrane.